Pristis pectinata (smalltooth sawfish) is the source of this 652-nucleotide messenger RNA. It is a transcript of the gene meig1, whose product is annotated as meiosis/spermiogenesis associated 1. The coding region runs from base 365 to 652 and encodes 95 amino acids. Gene Ontology annotation, cellular component: nucleus. The record is from RefSeq and is a predicted model, not a curated record. The transcript is spliced from 3 exons. NCBI's taxonomy places the organism in Eukaryota, Metazoa, Chordata, Chondrichthyes, Rhinopristiformes, Pristidae.
CUCAGUUAUUCCAACGGUAACAGGAAAUGUCCAAUGUAAUCACAUCAGAUAUGAGUCACAUUUUGCAUUGUGUUAGAGGCAGUCAGUAGAACUAAUCAGCGGGACAUGGACGCCGGUGGAGAAUGCAUGUCCAGCUGCCGCAGUUCCCGGACAGACGAGCGAGGUGGACGGUGCAGAACUGGACGUGUGCCCGGCCCUCCGAGAAUAUUGUAGCGUCAGACGUUGCCUGGCUACCGAGCACAACAACUGAUCAGUCACCCCCAACGUCCGGUCUGGUGAGCAGGACAAAGUCACGGACAGGCGUGGGUGUCCCCUGAGCAGAAGCAGUUUAUUUGUGUUGGGCUUCAGCGGUAUUUAUGACAUUAUGUCUCUGCGAAACUUUGGAACUGAAGGAAAGGAUGUUAAACCGAAGUUUAUGAGUCGUGCCAAACAUUGGACUGAAGAAAUAGAGAAUUUAUACAGGUUCCAACAAGCUGGAUACAGGGAUGAAAUAGAAUACAAGCAAAUAAAGAAAGUUGAUGGGGUGGAUCGCUGGCCAGAAACAGGAUAUGUGAAAAAACUCCAAAGACGUGACAACACUUUCUAUUACUACAGCAGGAAGAGGGAAUGUGAGGACAACGAUGUUCAGAAAGUCAAGGUUUAUGCCUAUUGA